AUUACUAUUUUUUCAAUCUUUCUCAUAAUUUUUUUUUCUACAUUAUUGUUACAUAGGUCGAUACUACUUGUUAUUAAUUUCAUUUUGACAAAAAAAAAAAAAACAGAGGAAAAAAGAGCGGGAAAAUCAAAUGGAGAUCGAAAACACGAGGGAUUCAGAUAGUAUGAGAGGAUCGAGAGUAGGAUUCAGCGGUUCAUUAGUCAGUGGGAAGAAAAGUGCAAGGUUCAAAGAUGAUGAAUCGUAUGUAGAGAUCACUCUUGAUGUUCGCGAUGAUUCUGUUUCGGUUCAAAACAUUAAGGGAGCUGAUCAUGAAGCUGCAUUGUUAGCUAGCAGGCUCGAAAAGAGGCCUAACAAUACGCUUGGAUCACAACUUUCGUUUCAUCUGAGGCAAGUUUCGAAGGAAUUGAAAAGAAUGACUUCUUCUAAUAAGUUUCAGAAAAUUGAUAGGAGUAAGUCUGGUGCUGCUCGUGCUCUACGUGGACUUCAGUUCAUGAACAAGAAUGUAGGAACUGAAGGAUGGUCUGAGGUUGAAUCGCGAUUCGAUCAACUUGCUGUUAAUGGAAUGCUAACAAAAUCAUUGUUUGGUCAAUGCAUAGGUAUGAAGGAAUCAAGUGAGUUUGCUGAGGAAUUAUUUGAUGCUCUAGCUAGGAAGAGAUGCAUCACAUCUCCCGCGGUGACUAAAGAUGAGCUACGCGAAUUCUGGGAACAAAUAACAGAUACUAGCUUUGAUGCCCGGCUGCAAACUUUCUUCGACAUGGUGGACAAAGAUGCAGAUGGGAGAAUUACUCAAGAAGAGGUGAAAGAGAUCAUCACUCUUAGUGCUUCUGCAAAUAAGUUGUCAAAAAUCCAAGACAAUUCAGAUGAAUAUGCAGCUCUCAUCAUGGAAGAACUAGAUCCAGGCAAUGUUGGAUACAUUGAGCUGUACAACUUGGAGACAUUGCUUCUUCAGGCUCCGAGCCACUCGAUGAAUCUUUCAACAAACAGCAGAGUUCUGAGUCAGAUGCUCAGUCAGAAACUUAAGCCAACGAAAGAGCGAAAUCCCUUUAAAAGAUGCAAAAGAAGGCUGGACUAUUUCAUUGAGGACAAUUGGAAGAGGAUUUGGGUGAUGGCUUUGUGGCUAUCAAUCUGUGCAGGACUCUUUACAUGGAAAUUUAUUCAAUAUAAACGUCGUGCUGUCUUUGAUGUUAUGGGCUAUUGUGUCUCUGUAGCAAAAGGAGGUGCUGAAACAACAAAAUUCAACAUGGCUUUAGUUCUAUUGCCAGUAUGCAGAAAUACCAUAACUUGGCUAAGAAGUAGGACUAAGCUUGGGAAAAUAAUUCCCUUUGAUGAUAACAUCAAUUUCCACAAGGUUAUUGCAUUUGGAAUAGCAGUUGGUGUAGGCUUACAUGCAAUUUCACACUUAACAUGUGAUUUUCCCCGGCUGUUACAUGCCACGGAUGAGGAAUACGAGCCAAUGAAGCCAUUUUUCGGAGAUGAAAGGCCAAACAACUACUGGUGGUUUGUGAAAGGCACGGAAGGAUGGACCGGUGUUGUGAUGGUGGUCCUUAUGAUCAUAGCCUAUGUACUAGCCCAACCAUGGUUUCGUAGAAACCGACUCAAUCUUCCAUCAACAAUCAAGAAACUCACUGGAUUUAACGCUUUUUGGUACUCCCAUCACUUAUUUGUUAUAGUCUAUGUCCUCUUCAUCAUUCACGGAUACUUCCUCUACCUCUCAAAGAAAUGGUACAAGAAAACAACGUGGAUGUAUAUCGCGGUGCCUAUGAUACUAUAUGCUUGUGAACGUCUGCUUCGUGCAUUUAGGUCCGGGUACAAGGCAGUGAAGAUUUUGAAGGUAGCUGUAUAUCCUGGAAAUGUAAUGGCAGUGCACAUGUCUAAGCCUCAGGGCUUUAAGUACACAAGUGGACAGUACAUUUUAGUGAACUGUUCUGAUGUUUCUUCAUUUCAAUGGCAUCCGUUUACUAUCUCCUCAGCUCCAGGAGAUGAUUACCUAAGUAUGCACAUUCGAACAUUGGGUGAUUGGACAUCUCAGCUUAAAACUCUCUUCUCUAAGGUCUGUGAGCCUCCAACUGGUGAUCAAAGUGGCCUUUUAAGAGCAGACAUAGCGAAAGCCGACUAUAAGCCUAGAUUGCCAAAGCUCUUGAUUGAUGGCCCUUAUGGAGCACCAGCACAGGAUUACAAGAAAUACGACGUAGUCCUCUUAGUAGGCCUUGGCAUUGGGGCAACACCUUUGAUAAGUAUAGUAAAAGAUGUGCUCAAUAACAUCAAGCAACAAAAGGACAUCGAAGAUGGCACUAAAGGUAGUAAAAGAAGUCCUUUUGCAACUAAACGAGCUUACUUCUAUUGGGUAACACGCGAGCAAGGCUCGUUUGAGUGGUUUAAGGGUGUGAUGGAUGAGGUCUCGGAGAACGAUCAAGAAGGCCUAAUUGAGCUUCACAACUACUGCACCAGCGUUUAUGAAGAAGGCGAUGCCCGGUCUGCACUAAUCACAAUGCUUCAGUCAAUCCACCAAGCUAAGAGUGGCGUCGACAUUGUCUCUGGGACAAGAGUCAAGACUCAUUUUGCUAGACCAAAUUGGCGCCAAGUUUUCAAACGUGUUACAAUUAAUCAUCCUGAUCAAAGAAUUGGUGUGUUUUAUUGUGGUCCACAAGGUCUAGUUGGAGAACUAAGACAUCUAUCUCAAGAUUUCUCACACAAGACAGGCACAAAGUUUGAAUUUCAUAAAGAAAAUUUCUAGGGUUCAAACUUAUUUAUUAUAUAUGUAACAUAAGUCUCAUAGGUAUUUAUUAAUUAUUAUGUAAUAUAAUUAUAUAUUUUCUUCAUUUUUAUAUUUAUUUUUACUUUUGAGAUG
This is a messenger RNA of Solanum tuberosum (potato), 2848 nucleotides long. Its product is annotated as respiratory burst oxidase homolog protein B-like. Gene Ontology annotation, cellular component: plasma membrane. Gene Ontology annotation, molecular function: calcium ion binding; NAD(P)H oxidase H2O2-forming activity; peroxidase activity. The record is from RefSeq and is marked provisional. NCBI's taxonomy places the organism in Eukaryota, Viridiplantae, Streptophyta, Magnoliopsida, Solanales, Solanaceae.